Molecule: messenger RNA, 624 nt
Organism: Paramecium tetraurelia
Lineage: Eukaryota; Ciliophora; Oligohymenophorea; Peniculida; Parameciidae
Exons: 1
Source: RefSeq, a predicted model, not a curated record
AUGACUGAGAGCAGAGCAUUGUCCUCUUAUGAUGGAACUUAUAAUAGUUUAAAGGAUGUCUAAAGGAUAGGAUCGUAUGAUUAUGGAAAUACUUUAUCUAACUUUAACAAUUAAAAAUACACAAACUCAAAACCCAAUCAUCAAAUGAUGGACACAAAAUCAUAUCUUGAAUAAUUAGAAUAAAAAUAUUCCAAGAAAACUAAUGGAUAUAAUGAUAGUGAUUCUGAUGAUUUUUCUAACGAUUGUUCUCCUAAUAAAGCAGCUUCAUAGGUUCCAACAAAAUUUUAAAAAAGCAAAGUGUCUGCAAAUAUUUAGAAUUAACCUGAAUUCAAAAUUCCAGUUGACAUCAAUUUAUCAAGAGGCCCAAGCGAAAUCGGACAAGAUUAUAAGAUAAUAUAAGAUAUGAAUGAAAAAUACGGAAGCAUAGCUUAAUCAAGGAUUACAAUAGUUGAUUAGGAUGCAAAAAGAAGAUUCUUUGAACUUGCUUUAGAAAUGAAGAAAGAUUUGCCACAAAAUCAUCCAGGUUAAUCUAUGCUAGUAGCCUAAUUAUAUACAGAAAGUGUUCAAAAAUAAAUAUCUGAAAAAUAUUGGAAAUAAUGGUUAUAGACUAGAUUAAAGAAUUGA